Lactuca sativa (garden lettuce) is the source of this 825-nucleotide messenger RNA. The record is from RefSeq and is a predicted model, not a curated record. NCBI's taxonomy places the organism in Eukaryota, Viridiplantae, Streptophyta, Magnoliopsida, Asterales, Asteraceae.
AUGCCACCUCCUAGAUCUGCUAGAUGCACUGAGAGAAUGCAAACAAAUUCACCCCCUCCGCCUCCCCAGUAUGAUCCUAUUAUGUUUCAGGCUGCGGCUACAUCCGCGGUGGCAGCUGCUAUGUCCCAAAUCAACACUGACGGUGCCAGGAGGACAGGGAGCAGUAUUAACAUCUCUACUCAAGGGGAUAGCCAAGGGCGUUCGAGAGAAUGUUCCUAUAAAGACUUCACAAAUGGCAAACCUGAUUCUUUCAAUGGAAGUGGGGGCGUCAUCGCUUUGAUGCAGUGGUUCGAGAAGACUGAAUCCAUCUUCGAGAUCUGUUUAUGCCCCGAAACAUACAAAGUCAAAUUCGCAGCCUGCACUUUCUCUGGCAAGGCCCUCACUUGGUGGAACGGCCACGUAAAAUCGAUAACACUCUCUGUGGCUAACUCGUUAAGUUGGGAAGACUUGAAAACUAUGAUACUGAAGGAAUAUUGCCUAAGGGGUGAGGUGCAAAAAUUAGAACAGGAACUGUGGAAUCUCAAGAUGACGGGCUCGGACCUUGCAGCUUACACCACUCGAUUCAAUGAUCUAGCACUCCUCUGUCCGGCGAUGGUUACACCGGAAAGCAAGAAGGUGGAACGAUAUCUCUGGGGUCUAUCAUCCCAGAUUCAAGAUAGCGUGCUGGCCUCGAGGCCAACCACUUUUGAUAGUGCCAAGGAGUUGGCACAACAACUCAUUGAUCAUCGGUCCAGCCAUGUCACGGUGCCAACCACCUCCGAUCAAGCAAAAGGAGGGAACAACAAGAGGAAGUUCUGGAACAAUAAAAAGAAGCAACUGGCGUAG